Molecule: messenger RNA, 3571 nt
Organism: Podarcis muralis (Common wall lizard)
Lineage: Eukaryota; Metazoa; Chordata; Lepidosauria; Squamata; Lacertidae
Gene: NUP133
Product: nucleoporin 133
Biological process (GO): poly(A)+ mRNA export from nucleus; protein import into nucleus; transcription-dependent tethering of RNA polymerase II gene DNA at nuclear periphery
Cellular component (GO): nuclear pore outer ring
Molecular function (GO): structural constituent of nuclear pore; protein binding
Source: RefSeq, a predicted model, not a curated record
UUUUGCGAAGCCUUCGGGCUCUUCUCGCUGAGCUUGCGAUGUUCCCUUCAACCCCCGGCUCGCCUCACACGGCGGCGGGCGGCGGGUCGGGCCGGAGAGGCCUCCGGAGUGGAAGCCGGAAGGGCCAGCAGGCCUUCGCGACCUCGUCCCUCAGUUCCCCGGCUUUGUUCUCGCCGGUGGCCAGGAGGAGCGUCAGUUCUCUGUCUGCGCGAGGUACACCCACAAAAGUUGUACAUCAUCCAUCAGGAAGUGAAACCAUCAACUAUGACGUGAAAAGCUUUGGUUCACCUCUGCCAGUAAAGGUUAUGGAGGCAUUGAGAAUGGCUGAUGCUGAGGACCAUUUGAAUGUGCAUCUAGAUGAAAGUGGAUGGGCUUGGCUAGUCUACAGAGACAGACUGAUUAUUUGGAAGAUUGGCCAAUCUCCGGUUGCUAAGUUGUCUGCAUGUAAGGAACUUCAGUUACCGCCUAGCGACUAUCUGUGGAAUUCAAGCUUAGUGGCAAUAUCGUCUCUUAAUGCCUCUGGUGAAGCACCUUCUUUACAGUCUCUGUCAAUCAUGGUUGCCACCUGUGAAGGAUUAAUACGCUAUUGGCCCAGCUUUGUGCAUGAAAGCUCGUUUACUGAGACCCAUACGGACUUUGGAGGCGCUCUCUGCAGUUUUCUAACAGCUGUAAAGGGUGGAAGCUUUAUUUUAUCAUCUUCAAGGAGCCAUUUUAUUCGACUGACACCAGACAGUAGUGGCAAGAUUUAUCAGCAUGGCCUACCACAAGGACAAGGCAUGUUUUCUGGAAUAGGCCGAAGAGUUUCUUCUCUGCUGGGAAUCUUGUCUCCCAGCAAUGAUGUAGCACUUUCUAGUGUUCUUUGGGACAAAAACGGUUCACGUUUUUAUGCUCUGACCAGCUUAAAUCUUUACAAAUGGGAAAUAGAUGAUACUACAGAGCGUCAAGUUGUCAGCUGGGAUGUAAACAGAAUACUUAAAGAAAACAUCAUGGAAUCAAUAUGGGGUUCUGAAAGCAACUAUGAAGAAAUUAAAGGAGAUGUCAAUGUGCAGUAUUUGGAUUUGCAACAAAAUCGCGAUGGAUUGGUGAUUUUAGCUGCAGCCUGGCAUCUUGGUGACAGUCCAUGCCUCAUCUACUAUACUUUAAUAACAGUAGAGGAUAAUGGUUACCCCACAUGUGAUAAUGUUAUUGUGGAAGUCACCCAGUAUAAUCCACCAUUUCAGCCUGAAGAACUGAUGUGUCGUUUAGUAGUCCCAAAUUUCUCCAGCCAUGCUGCCUGUCUUUACACAGAAGAGGAGGUAUUUGCUUGCUCAACAGGAACGGGAAGAAUUUCUUUGCCCCAGGAGAAAAUGAUAUUCAGUAUUCAAGGUGAUAGAAUUUUAGGAGCAGGUUCCUGUGCUGGACUUCCAAUUUUUUUCACUAGAAAAAGUGGGCUUGUGGCCAUACAUUCCAGGGAAAACAUUACCAUGCUUCCUGAAGAUAUUGAGGAUUCUUUAGCCUCCUCUGUAGCUGAGACAAAUGAUGAGAGCAUUGCAUUUGAUGCUUCCAGGAUGGAUAUUAUAGCGCAAGAGGAUAAGACCAAAAUGUUAAAAUCUGCUUUCUUACAGUUUUGCAGUAAUAAUAUGAAAGGUGCACAAAUCAUCAUCGCUGAGCUCUUUCCACAGCAUGGAGAUGCAUACCCUGAUGCAGACCUAGACAGAGCUGUGUUUCAAAUUAGUGAGAAUUUGGUGGAUGAUUAUCCUACAUCUGACCCACGAUGGGCUGAAUCAGUACCUGAAGCAGCUAGUUUUCCAAAUUCUUCUAUCAUUCUUCUUCAUCAGCUGGAAAAUAAGACAAAGGCCCAUUCUCUGUUCAUUGACUUUCUUCAUCAGGUGGGUCUGUUUGGUCGCCUGGGCAAUUUCCAAGUACGAGGCAUACCAAUGGCAACUCGGUGGUUACUCUGUGAACAUGCAGAAAAGUUAGCGGCAGCCAUUGCUCUCAAGAACCAUCACUACAGAUUGCCAGAUGUGGUCAAUGCUGCAAUAGAGACUGCUUUGAUUAAAAGAGAAGACGACGUUCCGUCAAGUCUAACUCCUGCAGAUGUUUUCUUCAGAGAGGUGUCACAGAUAGAUACUAUUUUUGAAUGCUUACUGGAAAAGGAAAAGCAAGUCUUGAAGGAUAUGUCAGUUCAAUCUGAGGAAUGGUCUGAAAUAGUCGUCAAUGUCAACAAUAUCAUAAAGGAUAUGCUGCAAGCUGCUAUCCAAGACCGCCAGUCCAAAGCUGCUUUAUAUAAAAUAAGAGAGCCUCCCGAAAUGGAACCAGAAUAUGUUCCAUGGACAGCAUCUGUUGGUGUGCGAACGGCUAUAAUACAGCAACAUGAAAUCAUUCUGAAGAAGGUCUAUCCUCAGGUUAACAGUAAGCUUCGUAGCAUAGUGACAGAACAGUUGGUGGCACUUCUAGAUUGCUUUCUGGAUGGUUAUGUUUCUCAGCUUAAAUCUGUGGACCGGCCAGAGUACCAAGAACGCUAUAACAGUCUGGAAAUGGAAUACAUGCAGAAAAGAUCUGAACUGUUGUCACCACUACUUUCUCUUGGACAGUACCAGCUGGCUGCCGCUCUAGCAGAAAAAUACUGUGACUUUGACAUAUUGGUACAAUUGUGUGAGCAGACUGAUAACCAGACCAGAUUGCAACGUUACAUGACACAGUUUGCUGAUCAGAAUUUUUCAGAUUUCCUCUUCCGUUGGUAUUUGGAAAAAGGAAAACGGGGAAAGCUGUUAUCACAGCCCAUUGCUCAGCAUGGCCAGUUGGCCAGCUUCUUACAAGCUCAUGAGCAACUCAGCUGGCUACACGACAUCAACAGCAAUGAUUUUGAAAAGGCUAACCGAACACUGCAGAAUUUAGCAAAUACAGAAACUCGGUACUUUGCAAAGAAGAAAACUCUUCUUGGCCUGUGUAAACUGUCUCUACUGGCUUCUGAUGUAUCAGAAGUGAUGCAGAAUGAGAAAAUUGAAGAAAUUACUGAACAAGAGCGCUUUCUGCUACACCAAGAGACUCUACCUGAGCAGCUGCUGGAUGAGAAAAAAUUAAAUCUCAAUGAAAUGCCAGUGUUAAGUGCUCCACAGCUGAUUGAGUUGUACAUAUCCCCUGAGAACAGAAGGGCUAAUGAAUAUGACUUCAAGAAGGCACUCGAUCUGCUGGAGUAUAUUGAUGAGGAUGAGGAUGUGGACAUAAAUGAUCUUAAACUUAAAAUACUUUGCAAAGCUCUUUUAAGAGAUAGUUGGUGUAGUUCAGAAGGCAAAGAUGAUCCAAUUGAAGCAUCUAAAGACAGCAUAUUUGUGAAAAUUCUACAAAAGCUGUUCAAAGAAGGAAUUCAGCUCAGCGAAUAUCUACCUGGGGUAAAAGACUUAAUGCAAGCAGAUGAACUUGAACACUUAACAUGCAAACCGUACUUAGAAUUUGUACUUAAAGCAAAUUACGAACUUUAUGUCUAUAGGCAGACCUGAGAGAAUUCUGAAUUUUAGAAAUACCAUUUCUAAAGAAUGAAGUUUUUGUACACUUUUAAAUUUUUUUGCAAUAAAAUCUUUAUGUUAACUAA